AACACGGGUUUCUACACUGCCCUGGCUAAUUUCACAAAAAAUAACAAGAUGUCAGAUACAGACACGAAACCUUCAGGUCAGGAUGGAGGAGACCAAAAAGAUGGAGAGUACAUCAAACUGAAAGUGAUCGGUCAGGACAACAGUGAAAUUCACUUCAAAGUGAAAAUGACGACCCAUCUGAAGAAGCUGAAGGAAUCUUAUAGCCAGAGACAGGGUGUUCAUAUGAGUACCUUACGGUUUCUAUUUGAGGGACAAAGAAUCUCAGACAACCACACUCCAAAAGAGCUGGGGAUGGAAGACGAGGACGUCAUCGAGGUCUAUCAGGAACAGACUGGAGGACUUCGGAAUAAUUAGUCUUCCUGGAUUUAACUUUUUUGUUGUUGAUGAUAAUAUUGUAUUUUAUAUUUGUACAAUUACUGAGUGAUUUGUUUUGGCUUUGUGUUCCUCUCAGUGGUAGAGAUCUCUGCCAGAGAGGAGAGAAUAACUGUCUGAUACAUCUCCUGUUCUCUUACCUGGUCUGUUUGUGCUGUUUUGAAAACUCGUAUGAAGGCGUGACAAUGACUGUAGGAGCUGGCAAGACAGCACAAACAGGGUCUGAAUGCAUUUCAGAGUAGGAGUGCUGAUCGGAGAUCAGUUUUGGGUAUUUAAAAAAAAAAAAAAA
This is a messenger RNA of Oncorhynchus mykiss (rainbow trout), 661 nucleotides long. RefSeq names its product small ubiquitin-related protein 1 (gene sumo-1). Gene Ontology annotation, molecular function: protein binding. The record is from RefSeq and is marked provisional. NCBI's taxonomy places the organism in Eukaryota, Metazoa, Chordata, Actinopteri, Salmoniformes, Salmonidae.